Molecule: messenger RNA, 1232 nt
Organism: Phlebotomus argentipes
Lineage: Eukaryota; Metazoa; Arthropoda; Insecta; Diptera; Psychodidae
Gene: Sms
Product: spermine synthase
Exons: 5
Coding region: 113-1216 (367 amino acids)
Biological process (GO): spermine biosynthetic process
Molecular function (GO): spermine synthase activity
Source: RefSeq, a predicted model, not a curated record
AAAAACGUGAUUUUCAAACGCUUGUGAAAUCUCUGCUGGAGCCUGGGUCACUCUUUAUCGUGUGCUUCUUACUGCCGAAACUUGAGUGUUUUAAGUUUUCAAACAAGAAGUGAUGUCAGUGCAGACAAUUCUUCUGGACUUCUCCAUCGACCCUGAGCGCCUGGGCGAUGAGGUUUCUCGCAAGGAAGUGCGCAAGAGGAUCGAAGAGGCCCUGGAAUCAUACCUUCCCGGCCUCCGGUUCUCCUACGAUAUGAUCACGGAGGAUGGCUAUUUCUGCGUGUACAUGGACAAGACGGGCGUUGUCGUGAGCGUGCGCUUCUUCGUGAGCCAGGGCCUCAUCACGGUAAACGUGGAGUACUUCAAAGCGAACACUGAGCAGCCUCGCGUGAGCCUGGAAAGUAUAAAGUCACUGGAAAAUAGUUUGCGAAAUUAUUUGGGAUCAGAACGUUCGAAACAUUUGCCGCCGAUAAAGCGAGGCACAUAUAUUGAUGUGUAUUUAACAAGUUCAGAUGAGCGCCUGAUUGAGUAUGACAUUGACAAGAUGGUGUUCGAGAAGAGAUCACCCUUCCAGAAGGUCCAGAUAGUUCACUCGAAAGUCCUGGGCAAUAUGCUGGUUCUGGAUGAGUUGCAAAAUCUUGCCGAGGCUGAUUUAAUCUACACUGAGACGCUGAUGAUGCGCGGUGUUGAGCAGUACGAAGGCAAAGAGAUCUGCAUUCUGGGCGGAGGCGAUGGUGCUCUGCUCUAUGAAUUGCUGAAGGAGAAGCCAAAAUUCGUCACAAUGCUGGAGAUUGACGAUGUCGUCAUGCAGGCGUGCAAUGAACAUCUGAAAUCGAUCUGUGGAGAUGUUCUGGAGCGGCGAAGAGGCCCCAAUUUCGACAUAAUUGUGGGCGAUUGCAUGGUUGCUCUGCAGAAGUAUAUAAAGGAGGGUCGCAAAUUCGACUAUGUCUUCGGAGAUCUCACGGAUGUGCCCAUUUCGCCCACGCCGACGGGAGAAUUGUGGGAUUUCAUCCGGACAUUCCUCGAAGCUUCCUUCAAAGUGCUUAAGCCAAGUGGAAAAUUUAUGACUCAUGCAAACGGAUCCAAUUGUCCGGAAGCGCUGAGGAUGUACGAGAACGAGUUGAACAAGCUCGAUCCAACUGUAAAGUAUACAACUAGCAAGGCUUUCGUGCCGUCUUUCAUGGAGGAAUGGAAUUUCUACCAAGUUUCCUUCGCUUGAUGGCAGAGUUUCACAC